Chrysoperla carnea is the source of this 905-nucleotide messenger RNA. It is a transcript of the gene TfIIFbeta, whose product is annotated as general transcription factor IIF subunit 2. The coding region runs from base 38 to 856 and encodes 272 amino acids. Lineage: Eukaryota; Metazoa; Arthropoda; Insecta; Neuroptera; Chrysopidae. The record is from RefSeq and is a predicted model, not a curated record. The transcript is spliced from 4 exons. Gene Ontology annotation, biological process: transcription by RNA polymerase II; transcription initiation at RNA polymerase II promoter. Gene Ontology annotation, cellular component: transcription factor TFIIF complex.
UAACUGUCAGAAAAAGUGCUAAUUUGGCUAAAUAAACAUGUCAAGUACAGGAUCACAUAUUGAUAGAGAUUUAGAUUUAUCGAACGCCGGUCGUGGUGUUUGGUUAGUUAAAGUGCCAAAAUAUAUUGCUAGUAAAUGGGAAAAAGCUCCAGGACAUUUAGAAGUUGGAAAAUUAAAAAUAUCCAAAGCACCUGGGCAAAAAGCUAAAGUAUCAUUAUCAUUAUCCGAAGCUGUGUUAUGUUUAAAAGAACCCGGAGAAGAAUCGAUACCUAAAGAGCAUCGUUUAGAUGUUUCAACAGUAACAAGACAAACACUUGGAGUUUUUUCACAUCAAACUCCUCAAAAUGCUGAUUCGGUUGUACCUGAGUCUGAAAAAUUGUUUAUGGAAGGAAGAAUUGUACAGAAAUUAGAAUGUAGGCCAUAUGCUGAUAAUUGUUAUAUGAAAUUAAAAUUAGAAUCAAUUCGUAAAGCUUCAGUUCCUACAAGACAAGUACAACAGUUAGAUCGUGUUGUACAGUCAUAUAAACCGGUUUCAGAUCAUAAACAUAAUAUAGAGUACGCUGAAAAGAAAAAAGCUGAAGGUAAGAAGGCUCGUGAUGAUAAAGAUGCUGUAUUGGAAAUGCUAUUUGCUGCAUUUGAAAAACAUCAAUAUUAUAAUAUAAAAGAUUUGGUGAAAAUCACACGACAACCGGUUACAUAUUUAAAAGAUAUACUGAAAGAAGUGUGUAAUUAUAAUUUGAAAAAUCCACAUCGUAAUAUGUGGGAACUAAAACCAGAAUAUCGUCAUUAUAAAGAGCCAGCAAAACCAGAAGAACCCAAAAAAAUGGAUAUUGACGAUGAUUCAGACAAUGAAUGAUCAUUAUAAUUUUUGUUUUUAUUUUAAAUAAAAUGUAUUUUUUGUAUGA